UUCAAACCGUAAAACCCACUCCCCACCGCCGCACUGCCCGCACCGCACAUCCCUUCUGGCUUCUUCCCCUCAGUCCCUCACUCCUUGCCUCCCGCCGCCUCCGCCAGACGCCGGUGAAGUGACCAGUCCACGUGAAACCGGCGACGCUGUCUGACUCUCUCCAUCUCCAGCUCCAAAGAAACCGCCGGAUCUGGCCAGCUCCAAGGAAGCCCAGCUCUUGCAGUCUCACUCUCUCCUCUUUUCCGGUGAACAAUUCAAGAAGACCGCGACCCACAAACAUUUUCCUCUCCGUAGUCCGCACUAGAACCUUUAACUCAGCCCCAUUUGAAAAACGCCCCACACUGGUGUAUUUCCAAGGUGCAAUCUACAGGAAAGCUAGGAAAAGAAUACAAGCUCUGGUUUUGAAACUGACGUUUUGAAAUGAGUUCUGUAUUCGAACGCAUAAAGUUCCUAACAAAAAAAUUCAAUGCUGGUGCUGGACCUGCUGGUUCUUCAAGCCUGGAUCGCCUUGGUUCUUCAAGCUUGGAUCGCCUUGAUUCUGCACUGAAAGGCAUAAAGUGUUACUCGGAGAUCCUAUCAAAAGUCAAAGAGGAUUGGAAAUUUUUGAGAAAACUUUGGGAAUCAGCUCAUAAGGGGAGUGAUGCUGCUACAGAUGAGGAGAAGAAGAAUGCGCACAUGAGCCUCAAGAUUGAAGCUACAGCGGAGGAGAUUUCCCUGGAACUUAUUCGUUUCCGUGAAGAAAAGCAGGUAAAAGAUGAAGAAUUCCUAAACGAAUUAGCCAUUGAUUGUAGAACAAAAACCGGGCGCUUGAUUGCUGAAGUUGAAGAAGCUCUUGACCAUUUGUACUUGAUGUGGUCAAGAGGCGGAGGCAGCAGCUCAUUCCGACUCCAACUCCAUUCUCUUCCUCCUUUUGAUGUCUACUUUCGCAAGGAUUUACUAGGAUAUGUACAAUCAACUGUGUCUCAACUCGAGGUGAUGACAGCUAUUGAUUGGCGCUAUAUCAACUUAAGUAAAAAUACCCAUUACCUUUCCUUGUCCGGGAGUGUUCGUUACCUUGAUUCAUUAGGAACAACAACAGAUGAAGUACUACAAUAUGUUCAUGAUAGUGGACUGCCUAGUUUAGAUGCUUGCGUUGGCCAUGUUUUAUCCCUGGCCCUACGAAUUGCAAACCGGUGUCGUGAUUACUGGUCAAAUUACAAGGCAGGCAGAGUUGAACCGCGGAGCAGGGAACUGUUUGCAUUCCUGGUGAAUUUGGGCAGUGAAACUCAUCCCAGUAAUCCCAAAUUCGUUGGUUUCCUUCUCAAUUUCCUUUUCGCUCUCAGCUGUACUGGGAAGGUUGUGAUUCAGCAUUUGGUGUGGGGGUUUUGCCAGUAUCUCUUCUUGGGUGAAUAUGGACAUUUUCAAGACGAGGUGGCUCCCGUAUUAGGGCUUUUGCUCUACAGCACUUCUAUACUAGAUGAUGAGGACACAGCAUGGAGUUUCAUUCCAGAAUUUCAGGCAGUGCUAGUAGAGAUGGCAUCUCUACUUGAGUCAACUGGUCGUGAUGAGAAAAAACUAGACAACUCACCUCAGUAUUCUGAGUUACUUACAAAAAUUUGUCUUCUCAAGGCGGAGCUUUUCCUUGUGGUGCAAAUCCAUGCCAUGAAAAGCAAUACAAACACUUCUUCCCCUUCCCCCGGUAUGCUUUCCUGUUUUGAAUAUAUCAUGGACAUCCGUAGACAAUUUCCCAAAACACUGCAAAGAUAUUCCAAGAAGUGGCGUCCAAAAACGAGAUUAGACAGGGAAAAGUCGUUGGCACUGAUUGAAUCAACAUUCAGGGAGGAAAAAUCUCUUUAUAAGUCAUAUAGGCUCAAGGAAAUCACAGCAUCCGUGGCAAAAAACUCACUCCUGCGACUUCAUUUUAAGAUUGUGAUUUUCAAGGGAGGGUCAUUUCUGACGGAGCUAUUACUUCUGAAAAGCAGGAAUGAUGAAAGGCUUAUGGCUUGUGGGAAAGAUCAAAUUAAAGUCCACUUUCAGAAGCUUGAGUAUAUCACACUAAUUCUCUCAGAUGAGAGAGUUAAGGACAGCGAGGACAUCUUAGGAACAAUUGGAGAAUCUUUUAGGAGGCUGACAAGUUUCUCUUACUAUUUCCUUGACACACAAGAUGAAAUGAUCAACCUUUCAUUUUCUGAGCUGUUAGAAAGGGUAACGCAUUUGAUCAAGGCAAAGCUCACAGAUAUUAUUCCUCAAUUUCCAAUGUUUAAUUUCCCAAAGAUUUCCAAUAUGGAGUUCCUUGAUUUUCUUCGGAGAAGGCUUGGGGAAGUUCUGAGAUAUGAGCGUGCCUUAACUGCACCAGUGAAGCACCACAUUGAAGGGAUUCAAUUACAUCUCAAGUCAUUGAGGUCUUUUCACAAAAAUGUUUCAGAGUUGGACAUUGAGAAGCCUCCAGAGCUAGAAGAUCUCGUCGAUCGAGUCACUGAUUCGGCUUAUAAAGUGGAGUACGUUGUUGAUUUAAUUGAGGUUGAUGCUCAAUCGCUGGAUUUCUUCUGGUUGGUUGCCGUGGAGGAGGAGUUAAGACUUCUUAGAGAGAGAGCCAGGGGACUUCAUUUGACAACCCCUGAUGCGGAAGUCCAAGAUUCCAAGAAUGUCACCCAGGUUUCAGUUGACAAGUUAUCAACAAAAAAUACAUCAGCAAUUGAUGAAAUUGUGGUGGAUCUCUGUAACAGAGAAAAUGAAAUUCUCAACCAGCUGACUAGAGGAUCCUCAAAGCUGGAUAUUGUUUUUAUUGCUGGAAUGCCUGGUUUAGGCAAGACAACGUUCGCGAGGAAGGUGUACAGCAGUCUUGAAGUCAUGCGUCACUUUCAUCUUCGUGCAUGGUGCUCUGUUUCCCAAGAAUACGAGAAAAGGAGAUUGUUGCUCGAAAUUCUAACAGGGAUUCAUGGGCUUACGGAAGAGAUUCGCCAAAUGAGGGAUGAAGAUCUCGAAGAUAAAUUGCGUAAAUUGUUACUGAAAAACAAGUAUCUCAUAGUUAUAGAUGACAUAUGGGGUGUUGGAGCCUGGAAUGACUUGAAAAACUCAUUCCCAGAUGAUGCAAAUGGAAGUCGAAUUCUGUUCACCAGUCGCCUCCACAGAGUGGCCUCGGAAAUUAAACCAGACAGUCCUCCUCUUCCUCUUGGCCUUUUUUCUCAGGAAGAAAGUUGGCAGCUGUUAGAAAAGAAGGUAUUCAAGGAAGAAUGUUGCCCCAAUGAGCUGCUGGGAGUCGGAAAGGAAAUUGCUUACCACUGUCAAGGAUUGCCUCUUGCUGUUGUUGCGGUUGCUGGUAUACUGAAAAUGACAGAAAAAUGCCAAAAUUCAUGGAAAACAAUCGCAGAUAACUUGAGCUCACAAAUAAUUGAUAAUCCCGAAGCUCAGUGCAAAGAAGUCUUAAAUCUCAGCUACAAACAUUUGCCGGAGUAUCUUAAAUCAUGCUUUCUAUAUUUGGGAGUUCUUAAUGAAGACAGAGAUAUUCUUGUCAGCAAGUUGAUACAGUUUUGGAUCGCAGAAGGUUUCAUACCAGAAUCUAAUAAGGGCUUUGAAGAUGUGGCCGAGGCUUUCUUGAUGGAUCUAAUUGACAGAAGCUUGGUGAUAAUCUCCAAAAGAAGAUCCAACGGCAAAGUUAGAGCAUGUCGCCUCCACGAUCUUGUCCUUGAUUUCUGUAAGUCUAAAACCGAGGAUGAGAACUUCUUUCAGCUGAUAACCAGGUCUGAUAAUCCAUAUGCUUCUUUUCCUAUUACAGAUUAUGGUUUUGAAUUUGAUUUUUACCGUCAUUCAUCUCCCGUGUCAUUUGCAUCCUAUCGGUUGGCUAUAUCUUUGAAGAGAAACCACUUUGUUGAAUCAAAACCUUCUGGCUUGGCCACCCGUUCUUUGGUUUUCUUUGCUUCUACAGAUUCAGAACCCAAACGCCCUUAUGACAUCUCAUUCAUUUGUCACAACUUUAAAUUGCUUAGAGUAUUGGAUUUUGAAUGCUUCAAUUUGGGAAUUUCAUUUCCUGUAGAAAUUGGAAAUCUGGUAAAAUUGAGGUAUUUAGCAGUUGGAGGCUAUUUGAAAUCCAUUCCACAAUCGAUAGCCAACCUCAGGAAACUGAAAACUCUUAUCGUGAAGGGAUUAAGUGGUAAGAUCACCUUACCAAAUACCAUCUGGCGCAUCACAAGUUUAAGGCAUCUUCAUGUAAGUGUCCAUGUUGCUUUCGACUCAGAUGCUGAAGAGCUUGGUGAUAGCUCUAUAUUAGAAAAUUUGGUCAGUUUUUCCUGCCCAUCUCUUUCUUGUGGUGAAGAUGCAGAAAGGAUAAUAAAGAGGCUUCCAAAUCUUUGCAAGCUGAGUUGCAUAUUCUAUGAAUCACCAGAUUCUUCCACGAACAGCAAUCAUUUUCCGAGAUUGAACUGUCUCACUCAUUUGGAGUCACUCAAGAUAUUCUACUAUGGAAGCCCUCUUAACAAUGGCGAGUUCAGCCUCCCUUUGAAUCUAAAGAAAUUGACUUUAUCAAACUUUCGCCUUCCAUGGAGUCAUAUCUCCAUGAUUGGGAGACUACCAAACCUGGAAGUCCUCAAGUUACGUUGUGGUGCCUUUGAGGGAAAAAUAUGGGACGUUGAAGAAGAGUUUCAGAAUCUUAAGUUCUUGAGCUUAGACAAUUUGAACAUUGCUCAAUGGAAUGCAUCUUGUGAUGAUUUUUCCAAGCUUGAAAGACUCAUCUUACAAAAUUGCAAAGACCUUGAAGAGAUUCCAGAGGAUUUUGCAAACAUAUAUACAUUGGAGAUGAUUGAAGUGCAUUGGUGUGGUGAAUCUGCAGAAAAAUCAGCAAUUAAGAUUGGAGAAGAAACUGGUGAUAUCAAAGUCCUUAUCAGGAGUUCAAAUUUGAGUUCAUGAGCACGAUUUGGAUCACGUUACUUAUUCUUCCACCGUCUUAUAUUUUGGGGAAUUGGUGCUCAAAGGAAUGGAGGUUCAGGUCUACAACUAGAGAACUUUGGAGGGUCUCGUUCACCAUAAGCAAGAAGUUGAUGCCAAGCUUUGCCUCUCAUCGGAACCUUCUAAUGUUGAACUAAUGUAGCAAUCUGACCCUGAAUGCUAACUAGCAUUUUGCCAUUGCCUCCAGUUAUUGAGCUUUACCUACUUGUUAUAUCGUACAGUGAGUAUUUUAUGCAUUAUCAAUGCUUGUUUGAUGAAGUCGGAAUGCAAUUGCUUGUUAUUGUCAAAGACCAACUUUCUUCACCCUUCAUUUUGUGUUUGGAUAUGCUCAUGGAAUAUUGAGGAAUUUGUUGACAUGUUUGGUGGAUU
Molecule: messenger RNA, 5289 nt
Organism: Coffea arabica (coffee)
Lineage: Eukaryota; Viridiplantae; Streptophyta; Magnoliopsida; Gentianales; Rubiaceae
Product: putative late blight resistance protein homolog R1A-4
Biological process (GO): defense response to other organism
Molecular function (GO): ADP binding
Source: RefSeq, a predicted model, not a curated record